Molecule: messenger RNA, 2814 nt
Organism: Diatraea saccharalis (sugarcane borer)
Lineage: Eukaryota; Metazoa; Arthropoda; Insecta; Lepidoptera; Crambidae
Source: the annotation of a GenBank genome assembly
GGGAGUCACUGAAAUACAGUGAAAAGUUAAAAAGCCGUUGAGGUUAGACAAGCGUUUAUGUUCACUUCGUUUUAACAACUUUGCUAACAAAUGUUAUGAAGAGACUACAAUUUUGCUUGUUAUAGUUUUCAUUUAAACUUUUUUUGGUCUAAGGUCUUAAAUAGUAAUCAUGCAAAUCUAUGUAAAUUACUGGAAGUGUUUGUGGCGAUGGACAACGUCUCAAAAUUUGUCUUCAGAAGAUCUGCAGGCAGUGUUGGGUAAAAAAGAAGUACAGGAAGCCUUAUUUCAGGGUCUCCUGAGUUAUAAACCAAAUAGUCCUGGUACGUUUUCUCAGCUGGAGUCUAAAUAUCCAGACCAAGUAAAACUUUUGAAUACAGUGCAGACAUUACAAAAUUAUAUAGAUGUCGACUCAUUUCAAAUAUGGGAUUUAAUAAAACAUUAUUUGUGUAGUAUUUCUUAUGGAAAUAUAACAAAUGCCCUUAAAAACAUUGCAUUUCUUGAUACAAGACCAACAUUUAUAUUGCCAAAUGUUUGGAAAUUCUACUAUUGUGAAAGGUUAUUUUUACUAAGACUGCUGCAGUAUAUAAUAGAAAAUAAAAAUAAUGCUAAUCACAAAUACCACAAAGAGUUUAGUCAUAUUUACAAUACAAGUGGAGCAAACCUUAUGUCAUCGCUUGUUGGACAAUUUGAAAAAGUAACAACUUCUACUCCCCCUCCAAGAAAAAUACAUAAUGAUUUUGGUAAUGAAACAAUUCGUCAAGAGUGGGCUGAAUACAAUUUAAGAGAACAACUGGCUCUGUUACAAUUAAUUAUACUUCUUAUUGAUGAGGAAAACAUCCCUGUUGAACAUUUCCAAACACUUUUCAAAGCUUUCAGAAGAUGUAAUUUUGGGAAGAAUCAAUCUUACCAUGAACUACUAGAGGAGAGGCACAGGGACAUGUGCAUGAAGAUCGUGUAUUUGGAAACAUGUUUGUUUAUAGUUGUCUCUGAUAAACAAUAUCUAACAAAUCCUUCAUCGUGGAUUGAAGUUACAGAAAAGUUUGUAGAGCCAGAAUUAACUAAACUUCAACUUGGAGCAGAACAUACUCCAAUGCUCUUGUCAUGGAUGGUACUUUCUCUGGAGAGUAAAGAUCAUGCAGUAUUGUUUGAAAGUAAGUAUCAACACUACGGCUCAACUGCUCUCCGGAUGCAUGUUUUUGAAUUUUUACAUGAAAUGGUGAAAUCACCUGUGUUGUCAGAUCAGUCAAAAUGUUCCAAGAUAAUUAGAGAAACAAUUUUUAAGCUUCUGAAUGCAGUAUGUGAUAGAUUUGAUGGCGAUGGUACUGUGAGCCGUCAGCCCGGCAUCUAUCCACUUUGCGCAGAACUGAUUUCAUCACAAGACUUGGCUGACGAGUUUUGGAAUCUGCACCAAAAAAAUGAACAUUAUGGAAUUGUUUCCUUAUGGAAUACAGCAUUGGAGUACUUUCCUUAUAACUUUAAUAUGCUAUCAGUUCUCGCAGCUGGCUUGUCUCAGGCUGGUAAAAGUAGCGUAAGGAAUCUGAUCGGUGAACUGAAGAACUUACCUGUAUAUACAGAAAUAUACAAUCCGAACAGCGUCCCUUUAAUGUCCUCGGAAUCGGACGUGGCAAUAAUUGGUCGCGAAUAUUCCCCCAUCCCGUCAUAUACCGUGGAGGUCGGCUCCAGAGCCACGGUGAUGGAGAGGAGAGAGGGCACAAUGAUACACUUCCACACGCCGUGCUCAUACUGGACCGUGUUCAAUCAUGAAAUAGAGAAAGCUUUGGAUCGUAAUCAACAUCAUCACUUGAAUGACACACUACAAAGAGUAUAUGAAGGAACUGAACUGCUAACUGGUAAUAUUUGAGAACAAAAUCAAUAUUUUAUAAUAAGAAUUUAUAUUAUAGGUAUGCGGUAAAGGUUUAUCGUCGUCGUUAAUUCGUUUAACUUAGGUAUAUGUAAAACGAAUAAAACACAUUUUCUAUUAAAGCACUUUAGAUAGUAUUCGUAGGUUACCAAGUGAGAAACAGAUAAAGUAAAACAACAUAUACGGAAAAAUACGAUUCAUUAAAUACCAGCUCUCCUGUAGUACCUAUAUGCAUAAGCCUUCAUCUAGGUGCACUCUCUAUAUUGAUGAAAACCGCAUCAAGAUCUUUCGCACGAUUAGCAUCGUCGCAAAGCUUCUAUGUCGAAUAGUAACGACUUCGUUUUUGUAAUUAAAUUAUAAAGCUUAUAUAAUACUAGCUUUGUCACUCUGAAGCUAUGUCGUGUGGUAUAGUUACUUUGGGCAGCAUUUCUUAAAAGGCUAAAACAAAUAUCUAUUCAUCAUACCGUGUAAAACACUUGAUUAUAAAGUUUCAUGACUUUAUCUUUGACAAUGACAAACUUCCGUACAAAAUUUAAUUCCCUAUGUCAACCCCUUUUAUCAACUAAAACCUAAUAAAAACAACUUAUAUACUACGUCCUCAAGUCACCUCUGUUUAGUGGGUUAAGCAUGAGAGUGUAACAUACAUAUACACAGACCUACUUUUGCAUGUAUAACAUUGACGAUAAUCCUUGUUUCUCAUUACAUCAUAUAAUAAGAGAUUACCAAAUCUAUCGAAUUAAAUAGACUAAGAAAAAUAUAAAUUACAAUUGCUUAGCCGAAUUUUAAACGAACAGCUGUUUUUUUUUUCGAGUUUCUAUAAGUACAUGUAAUUAUCUGACUAAUGUUUAAUAUGUUUCUGUACUUCGUUUCUGAAAACUUUAAAGCUAUUUAUCCAAUUUGAAAUACAGAUAGAGGAAAAAAACACAAUUCUAAAGUUUACACAAGUCUUCAUC